GACGCUAUCAGCCUCCCUGUGUGCCACGGAGGGAGCUCUCACUGUGAAAAGUACAGCAAGCCUCUCAUCAACAUCUCCAGGUCAGGAGCAAAAGUCCAAUGGUCAGCACCGCCCGCCUGCCUUCCUGCCUGGCCUUUGAAUGUUUGCAUCGCUACUCCUGCUCAGAGCACCCACACUGCAUGAGGGCUUGACCGGGUUUAAAGCAGAUCCGCAUUGAUUUAGAAAAGUUAGGCCGGUGAAUCGCAGUCAUGUCUGGACAAAAUAGAUUCGUGAGCCCGUUUCACAGACCCAAGUGUUUGGCCGCUGCAGCUCCGGCGGGGAAAGCCAAACUCACGCACCCUGGCAAGGCUAUUCUGGCAGGUGGGAUAGCAGGAGGCAUAGAGAUCUGCAUCACCUUCCCCACAGAGUACGUUAAAACGCAGCUGCAGCUUGACGAAAGGGCAAAUCCUCCCAAAUACAAAAGCAUCGGUGACUGUGUGAAGCAGACGGUGAACAGUCAUGGGGUGAGGGGUCUUUACAGAGGUCUAAGCUCACUGCUGUAUGGCUCUAUACCUAAAGCAGCUGUCAGGUUUGGGAUGUUUGAGUUCCUCAGUAAUAAGAUGCGCGAUGAAAACGGUAAACUAGACAGCAAGCGAGGAUUCCUCUGUGGCCUGGGGGCUGGAGUGGCAGAAGCUGUGUUUGUAGUCUGUCCCAUGGAGACAGUUAAGGUCAAAUUUAUCCAUGAUCAGACAUCAGCAAAGCCAAAGUACAAGGGCUUUUUCCACGGGGUGAGGGAGAUUGUUAGAACUGAAGGUAAGGAGGGUUUCUUCAUUCCUGAAGGGUUAGUUGGAUUUUACUGCCACCUACUGUUUCACUCCACCACUCUUCGUCUUACCAUGUGUUUGAGUCCUCACAUCCAUCAU
Molecule: messenger RNA, 902 nt
Organism: Micropterus salmoides (largemouth bass)
Lineage: Eukaryota; Metazoa; Chordata; Actinopteri; Centrarchiformes; Centrarchidae
Product: tricarboxylate transport protein B, mitochondrial-like
Exons: 5
Biological process (GO): mitochondrial citrate transmembrane transport
Source: RefSeq, a predicted model, not a curated record